AUGAGUUGGAAAGGCCUAACAAAGACCGUCACCCGGGGCGAAAUCACCAAGGACCCCAUCUACACCGAUGCCGAACGCCGCUUUCAGGAGCUGGAGAAGGAGACCAAGAAGCUCCAUGACGAGUCCAAGAAGUACUUCGAAGCCAUAAAUGGCAUGCUCUCACAUCAGAUGGAGUUCUCGAAAGCGAUCGCCGAAAUCUACAAGCCCAUCUCCGGCCGAAUGUCAGAUCCCGAUUCAUUCCUCGACGAAGGCAACACAGCAGGCAUAGAAGCAUGCGAACAGUACGAGACAGUCGUCAGGGAACUGCAGGAAACACUCAAGCCCGAACUUGAGAUGAUAGAGUCCCGGGUUAUUCGCCCGGCGGACGAGCUACUAGUCAUCAUCAAGGCCGUACGGAAGAUCGCCGCCAAGCGCGACCACAAGCAACUCGACUAUGACAGACAUCGCGCCGCAUACAAGAAGCUCGAAGAGAAGAAGGACAAGACGUUAAAGGACGAGAAGGCCAUGUACAAGGCCGAGAACGAUGUGGAACAGGCUACGCAGGACUACAACUACUUCAAUGAUCUGCUAAAGGACGAGCUACCAAAACUGUUCACGCUGGAAAGGGAGUUCAUCAAGCCGCUAUUCCAGUCUUUCUACUACAUGCAACUGAACGUCUUCUACACACUACACGAGCGCAUGCAACGGCUCGACAUUGGCUACUUCGAUCUUACUCUGGACAUCGAGGCUGCUUACCAGAAGAAGCGUGGCGACACACAGGAAGAAGCGGAGAAGAUCUCCAUCGUGAAGUUCAAGACUACAGGAGGGGCUCGUGUCGCUGGCGCACGUCCAGGCCAGUCAAAAUACGCAACGAAAGCUCUGGAAGCCAAGGCAGGCCGAAGUUCGAUAUCGGAAGAGACGGAAACACCUCCUCCACCGUACUCUGCUGGGCCUUCUGCAGCUACUGGAGAUGUCAAGUCCCCGACGCUAUCAGCAGGUUCGUGGGGCUCUGCCGCCAAAGCCAAGGGCGCGCCUCCACCACCAAAGCCCAAGCCAUCACGUCUCAGCGGUGUCCCGGCGACCGAAACCGUUACGGCUCUCUACGACUACGAGGCGCAAGCGGAAGGUGACCUAAGUUUCCUGACUGGCGACGUCAUAGAAAUCGUUUCGAGAACGCAGAACGAUAACGAGUGGUGGAUUGGAAAGGUACGGGGGAAGCAGGGACAAUUCCCAGGUACGUACUUUCAUUCGUGUGGGGAGGGAAUAUACUGA
Molecule: messenger RNA, 1251 nt
Organism: Alternaria infectoria
Lineage: Eukaryota; Fungi; Ascomycota; Dothideomycetes; Pleosporales; Pleosporaceae
Exons: 4
Coding region: 1-1251 (416 amino acids)
Biological process (GO): plasma membrane tubulation; endocytosis; actin cortical patch localization
Cellular component (GO): medial cortex; Rvs161p-Rvs167p complex; actin cortical patch
Molecular function (GO): lipid binding; protein binding
Source: RefSeq, a predicted model, not a curated record